This is a messenger RNA of Haemonchus placei, 582 nucleotides long. NCBI's taxonomy places the organism in Eukaryota, Metazoa, Nematoda, Chromadorea, Rhabditida, Trichostrongylidae. The record is from the annotation of a GenBank genome assembly.
AUGUCGGCGACGACUUCCAAUCGGGCUCAUCUAUACAAAAACAAUGGUCGCGCUCACGCCAUGCGCGAUUCACUUCGAAAAAGGUGCGCGGAGAAGCUCAGAGAGAGACGUCUGGACCAGUUCGCGUCGCGUCGACAAGUGGAAACUGCAGUGCGGGAAACGGUCAGUGCUGAGAUGAAAGCGGAUAUGGAUGACCUUGGUGAAGAUGCAUGGUUGGAACUGUUCGAAUCGAUUUCUAGAGCUCUUAUUCAAGAGCAGUAUGACGACAUACUCCGGCUUGAAGAGGAACGGCUAGCCGCGGACGUUGAGGAAUAUCUGAAUCCACCAGUGUACUGUCCUUCAUGUUUACGCUCACCAUUGACUGUUACGGAGAAGUCUGCAAUGUGUCGAAGAUGUUCGUUCCUCUAUAACUUCCCGAGUGGAUCGACACCACCAACGCAGUCAGAGCUGCGACAGCUACUCGCUGAUGGAUUCUUUACUCAUGAAGCAACCGAAUGUACUGUUCAACCAGAAGCUGUCCAGUUCAAUGGCCAGCUUCAACUGCGAUGUAGCGAUUGUGGAUUCCAUACAGUGAUCGUUUAG